Messenger RNA from Fulvia fulva, 342 nucleotides. Its product is annotated as Cyclin-dependent kinases regulatory subunit. The coding region runs from base 1 to 342 and encodes 113 amino acids. Gene Ontology annotation, molecular function: histone binding; cyclin-dependent protein serine/threonine kinase activator activity; protein kinase binding. Lineage: Eukaryota; Fungi; Ascomycota; Dothideomycetes; Mycosphaerellales; Mycosphaerellaceae. The transcript has 4 exons. Gene Ontology annotation, cellular component: SCF ubiquitin ligase complex; cyclin-dependent protein kinase holoenzyme complex. The record is from RefSeq and is a predicted model, not a curated record. Gene Ontology annotation, biological process: regulation of mitotic cell cycle.
AUGGAUAUCGACUACACACGACGCAACAAGAAGCCUAGGCUUUUGACUGAUUCGGAGAGGGACAAGCUGGACGAGUUCAUUGAUUCGAUACAUUAUUCGAGCAGGUACAACGACGAUCACUUCGAGUACCGGCACGUGCAGUUGCCCAAGCAGAUGCUCAAGGCGAUACCCAAAGAUUACUUCGACGGAGCACGCGGCACACUAAAGCUGCUGUGGGAAGACGAAUGGAGAGGACUUGGCAUUACACAGAGCUUGGGAUGGGAGCAUUACGAGGUCCACGAGCCUGAGCCACACAUACUUCUCUUCAAACGACCGAUCAACUUCCAGCCCGGCGCGCAAUAG